AGCUAGAGACAUGCGACAUUCGUCGUACGAACAUGUUCCAAAUCGGAUAAUUCCUCCGCAUAUUCCAAUUGAUGCUAGACGUGGCGAUUUCGAUAGACGUCCUGGCCCGCCGGUUCCUUCUAUGAGAGCUGCAAUUCUUGGAGGAAGUGAUCCGUAUCACGGAUUUCAGCCGGUGGUGGACACCUAUAAUGGACCCGUAGUGGAUAAUUCGAGAAGACGUGGUUUCGAUAAGGGGCCGUUUGGAGAGGAUUUGACGACGAUGGGAAGAAAUGAAGGGAGACAGCCGUUGCUCAGACAUCCGAGACUAGACUUUGAGCACAUUGGCGGAGAAAUGGAAAUCGCGAGAAGUCGGUCUGCAUCUCCAGAAAUUCAAGUUAUCAGUGCAAGAUCUGUCCGUGAUGAUCGUAGAAGAGACAAGCCACGCCAAAGACGAUCCUCUCGAUCCCGAUCUCGUGACAGAGGUGACAAGGAUCAUCGAAAACCAGCAGCUUCUCGACGUAGUGAUCGAGAAUCAACAUAUCGUGAACGUCUCGGAUCGUCUUCAGGCCCCGCGGCGGCUCCAGAUAUUAUUCGAGAUGGAAUGGUGUGGGCCAACGAUAAUUAUUUCGAAUUUUUGAGUUUUUAUAUCGAAGUGCUCAACGAGAAGCUUCGUAGUUCUGUUGAUAGAGAUGUGAAAGGAAUUCGAGAGAUUCGAGAAGUUAUUACUCCUGCUACCGAACCCGAAAAGGACCGGAUCGUCUUGCCACCGAACUUUAAUCGUUCUGAUCGUGAACGUAUGCUUCACUGUGACACUACCAUCACCGGGCUCCCCACAGCAAUUUUCUUCGGUAGUGGAUAUGGUCCACGUGAACAUUACGCAAAAUACUCGGCCGCCAAGGAUUUCUUUGAUAAAUGUCUUAAAAUUCGAGUUAUGGAUGAUGAAUUACACGCGGCGAUUGGUGAAUGGCCGAGAUUGGAUAGAACUUUUAAAACUCAGUUUAAAGUUAACAUUUCGAAGUCUGUGAACGCUGUGAUUCUGUUGAUAAAGCGAAUGGCAAAUGAGCAACUUCCACCUGGAUUCAUGACGAUGCGUACACUUCCAAUCGAUAUUAUCGACAGAUUCAAGUUUCUUCUUCGAAUGGUCGUGGCAGACGUCUACUACCAGGGAACAGAAUCAUCGAUGGCUGUGCCAAAAGCUCUGGAGACUGGCUACAAUACUCAACCGUACCCCCCAAAUCAAUAUCCUCUUGAUACUGAUAUUCGUCGUCCAAGUGAGCGUCCAAGCAAUGGGCCGAGCGCUGAAGAAGCCGCGCGUGUGCGGGACCAGGAGAUCAAAGAGCAAGUUGCUCGAGAACUCGAGAAAAGACAAAAAGUAAUGGAGCAAGAGAUUAGAGCGAAAAUUUUGGAAGAGGAACGUGCGCGAAUUCAAGGCGAAGCUGAGAGGGAGAAAAAACUGGAAUUAAUGAAAGCAGAAGAGCAGAAAUAUCAAAAGGAGAAGGAAAUGAAGGAGUUCGAAGAGCAACAGAAGAAGGCGAUGAUGACGAAACAAGUGGAAGAUGAUUUCAAUGUGAUGGUUGAACAGCUAGAGAAAAUGUUUGUGGAGGUCCGAUCGAAGGGAUUGAAUCAUAUUCUUGAUAUGAUCUAUGGCUCGGCUACUUUUAAAACAAUCCAGUUGUAUUCAUCAACGCUUACAUCGCUCUCUUUCGAGCAGAAGCAGAAGCUUGUACAAGACUUGAGAUCUCUACUAGAUUCGGUUACGAUGGGGAUGAAGGUGGCGGCGGUGGCACAGAUGUCUCAGGCUCAGAAUCCGAUUCAAGGAGGACUGUUUCAACAUCAGCAGCAGCAGCAGCAGCCGAUGAUGAGUGGUGGUGGUGGAUUCGUUUCCGGGGUUCAGGUGGUUCCAAUGCAAGUUCCAAUGCAAUCCUACCAGAUGCCACAAAUGCAGAUUCAUCAUCAGGCAUUCCCACAGCCACAACAGUUAAACACGACUCCUUUGUUGUCGUCAUCGGUACCGAUGAGAAGGGAUGAGGUUCGACGUGUGACAGUUGGCGACAUGCGUCUUCGUAGUCUUUCCCGUUCUGAACAACGAGAUCUCCGUGUCGGAAAUAAGAUUAUUGCUCAGGAUUCCAAGACCGGAACCUGGACGCUCGCUACUGUUGUGAAGAUUCGUGAAGAUCGGGUUACGGUAUCAGUGGCAAAUGGUACUUGGAAAAAGGACAUUGAUGAUUUGUACAAGGAGGACGAUGGAAGUCUGGUAUACUGAAUUGUGGCACUUUUGUUUUGUUUCUCAUUUAUUUAAAAUUGAACUCUUCACUUUUGAUUAAACCACUUUCUAUCUUAUUUGAUAAUAAAUAUCAACGCCGUUGUGACCAAUUGUGAAGAAAGACGAGAAAAAACGAAAUCAGCUCCUUCUCUUUUAUGUGGG
Molecule: messenger RNA, 2404 nt
Organism: Caenorhabditis elegans
Lineage: Eukaryota; Metazoa; Nematoda; Chromadorea; Rhabditida; Rhabditidae
Gene: Y61A9LA.3
Product: C2H2-type domain-containing protein
Exons: 9
Coding region: 11-2242 (743 amino acids)
Source: RefSeq, marked reviewed